AUGGAGAUCCAGUGGGGUUCCAACUUUCAGUCAACAGCAUUACCAGAAGUAUCAAAUGACCUUGUGCCUCAAGAAGAUUUGACAGAAGAGAAUUCCGAUGUUUGGGACGAUAGCGCCUUAAUAACUGCCUGGGAUCAUGCUGUUAAGGAAUACCAAUCUUUUCAUAGCAUUAAAACCGAAAAAAUUUCCAAUAAAACUGAUAACAUUAAAAAUAAAGGAGCUUUAUCAAAGAAAACUCAACCAACAAGUGAGUCAGGAGAAGCCUCAACGCCGAGUUCUGCUAUUGACAAUAUUUCAUCCAAGCAAGAUAGCAAUGAAAUUAAACGUGCCCAAAGUGUGGAUCGAGAUGGUGAAUCCAUAUUAAAAUCUAUUGAUGAUAAAAAGGUUCGAGGAAAAAAGUCAAUGGGAUCAAGAGAAGCAUCUAUAGCUAGUAAAGGAAUGCCACCAUAUUACUCGCAUUCGUCUUCACAUAUAGGGUAUCCAUCGUACUCUUAUCAGCAGUAUCCUGGAUACUAUUCUUAUCCAUCUCCACCGAAGGCCGGGUCUUCUUUUGAAAAUCCAACUAAAGCAGAGGCUGAUAUUUCUACAGAUCAAACACAAAAAGAAGGGAUCGAUGCUUCGUCAGCAGAUGAAACCGGCCAUACACAUAUGCAUAAUUCUGAUUCAGCGACAGGGUGGAGACCAAUGCAACCGCCAAAGCCACAAACUGCUGUUCCGCCACCGAUGAUAGAUGACGAAGCAUUGAGUAAUUUAUUGAUGGCUUGGUACUAUUCUGGUUAUUAUACUGGGUUGUUUCAGGUAAAUAAAUGGUUUUCAGCUUUUGUUUAA
Messenger RNA from Cetraspora pellucida, 828 nucleotides. Lineage: Eukaryota; Fungi; Glomeromycota; Glomeromycetes; Diversisporales; Gigasporaceae. The record is from the annotation of a GenBank genome assembly.